CGUUUCCGCAACUCCCUGGCUUUCUAUUCUCCCCGCCAUUUCUUCCUCCUUCCCUCGCCGAUCCUUAUUUACGCGCGCGCCAAAGGGCUCUCGGCAGCGACCCGUUAAUCUGUUCAUCUUCUUCUCCCGGCCUCGUACGUCGCCGUUGCUGGGCGUUGGUGGCGGGACGUUGCGGGGAAGAGGAGUGAGUCCCCGUCGUUCUGUCUGCUGCCCCUCUCGUUUUUUUUAGGGAAAAGAGCAGUCCUUCUCCAUGGGGCACACCGGGGACGGCAAGGCUGUCUGCGGCGGCGGGUUCAGUGAAAAUGGCAAGUUUAGCUACGGGUAUGCUAGCUGCCUCGGCAAAAGAUCUUCCAUGGAGGACUUCCACGAGACCAGGAUUGAUGGUGUUGAUGGAGAGACUGUCGGAUUGUUCGGUGUUUUCGAUGGUCAUGGUGGAGCUCGGGCAGCAGAGUUUGUCAAGCAAAACCUCUUCAGCAACUUAAUCAAGCACCCAAAAUUCUUCACUGACACCAAGUCUGCCAUUGCUGAAACUUUCACCCGCACGGAUUCAGAGCUUCUGAAAGCCGACACCAGCCACAACCGAGAUGCAGGGUCGACGGCUUCAACGGCUAUCCUCGUAGGCGACCGCCUGGUGGUGGCCAAUGUUGGAGAUUCUAGGGCGGUCAUUUGUAGAGGUGGUGAUGCUAUAGCGGUGUCAAGGGACCAUAAGCCUGACCAGACAGAUGAGAGGCAGAGGAUAGAAGAUGCUGGAGGCUUCGUGAUGUGGGCAGGAACGUGGCGUGUGGGCGGCGUACUGGCUGUUUCUCGGGCAUUUGGUGACAAACUCUUGAAGCAGUACGUGGUUGCCGAUCCAGAAAUCAAGGAGGAGGUGGUCGACAGCUCUCUGGAGUUCCUCAUCCUGGCGAGCGACGGGCUGUGGGACGUCGUCACCAACGAGGAAGCUGUGGCCAUGGUGAAGCCGAUAACUGACGCACAGGAGGCGGCCAAGAAGCUCCUCAACGAGGCCUCCCGGAGGGGAAGCGCCGACAACAUCACCUGCGUCGUCGUCCGUUUCCUGGAACAGCCGGAGGACACCACCACUGACAAAGCCUCGUAAACGCAAGAAACUCUUAGCUGCUGCUGCCGUCGAGCAUUGUUUGCUUGGGAUGUUCUAUCGUCCCCCCUCAAAACCUUCUCAAAUCACUGUCGUCGUCCGUAAUGAGCAAUGUAGCCCUUUUACAUGUUUAUUUUGACUUUCUUGUGUCGCUGUUUCAAAUGCAUUUGAGUUCCGUGCGCAACUGUUCUAAUUAUAAUGUUCUAAUCGUUUUUCAAAA
Molecule: messenger RNA, 1313 nt
Organism: Brachypodium distachyon (stiff brome)
Lineage: Eukaryota; Viridiplantae; Streptophyta; Magnoliopsida; Poales; Poaceae
Product: probable protein phosphatase 2C 59
Exons: 8
Coding region: 251-1096 (281 amino acids)
Biological process (GO): protein dephosphorylation
Cellular component (GO): cytosol; nucleus
Molecular function (GO): protein serine/threonine phosphatase activity; cation binding
Source: RefSeq, a predicted model, not a curated record